AUGAUCGAGAGAACUCCGGACGACAUGUCGACCACCAAGCAGCCGUGGAUCGAGACUCCACUCCUCGAGUCCAGUGUCCUUUCCAAACUUGCUGGAUGUCGCAUAUUUCUCAAGCUUGAAAACCUCCAGCCCUCUGGGUCAUUCAAGUCCCGUGGAAUCGGGAACUUGGUGCUCAAAUCGAUCAGGGAGCAGGACCCCUCGGAUACGCGGCCACUACACUUUUACUCGUCGUCCGCCGGGAACGCGGGCCUUGCGUGCGUCACGGCAGCGACGAGACUGGGCUACAGAGCUUCAGUGGUCGUGCCCACAAGCACCGACGAGUGGACGAUCCAGAAACUCUAUGCCGCCGGCGCCACGGAGGUCAUUCCACACGGCGAUAGCUGGUUCUUCGCCGACCAGCAUCUCCGAGAAGCCGUCAUCCCGGGGGCGGAACGGCAUGGAGAAAAGGGGAUUUACAUCCACCCCUUCGACAAUCCAGCCAUUUGGGAAGGUGCGGCCACGAUGAUCGAUGACAUCAAAGCUCAGAUGCCGGACGGGGAGAGGCCAGAUGCCGUCGUCUGCUCCGUCGGAGGUGGCGGCUUGUUCGCCGGGAUCAUGCAAGGACUUGACCGGGUGGGAUGGGGCGACCAGGUUCGCGUCCUCCCUGUUGAGACCCUGGGGGCGGACUCUCUGGCACAGUCCCUCCAACGAGAUGAGCUCGUCACCCUAGCCGGUAUAACGUCGGUGGCGACGUCCCUAGGCGCCAUCCGGGUGGCCAAGCAUGCCUUCAAAGAGGCUCGCCGGCCGACUGUCACCACGGUGGUGGUCGAAGACGCCGAAGCAUGUUCGGCCUGUUGGCGGUUCCUGGACGACGAGAGAUUCCUGGUCGAGCCGGCCUGUGGCGCGAGCGUGGCUCUGGCAUACGACGGAAGGCUGGCGCACUAUCUCGCAGACCUGCGGCCGGACUCCAAGGUGGUGAUUGUUGUCUGCGGUGGAUCCAAGAUCUCCCUGGAUCUAUUGAACAAAUAUCGCCAAACGUACCAGCAAAGGAGCGCGGAACUAGCUUCGGGGUAUGGGGGGAGGGUGGAAGGCUCUAGCGACUGA
This is a messenger RNA of Capronia epimyces CBS 606.96, 1083 nucleotides long. RefSeq lists its product as uncharacterized. Gene Ontology annotation, molecular function: threonine deaminase activity; pyridoxal phosphate binding; L-serine ammonia-lyase activity. Bases 1 to 1083 code for a protein of 360 amino acids. The transcript is spliced from 2 exons. Gene Ontology annotation, biological process: L-serine catabolic process; L-threonine catabolic process. NCBI's taxonomy places the organism in Eukaryota, Fungi, Ascomycota, Eurotiomycetes, Chaetothyriales, Herpotrichiellaceae. The record is from RefSeq and is a predicted model, not a curated record.